Messenger RNA from Myxocyprinus asiaticus (Chinese sucker), 2195 nucleotides. Its product is annotated as ATP-sensitive inward rectifier potassium channel 12-like. The transcript is spliced from 2 exons. The record is from RefSeq and is a predicted model, not a curated record. Gene Ontology annotation, molecular function: inward rectifier potassium channel activity. Gene Ontology annotation, biological process: potassium ion import across plasma membrane; regulation of monoatomic ion transmembrane transport. The coding region runs from base 478 to 1752 and encodes 424 amino acids. Gene Ontology annotation, cellular component: plasma membrane. Lineage: Eukaryota; Metazoa; Chordata; Actinopteri; Cypriniformes; Catostomidae.
CGUUCAAAGAGAGAGUCAUUGGUGAAGUGACGCACUGAAAGAUUAGGGACUCUAUGGACAUGUAAAACCCUGAGGAAUGGCCGUGACAUUGCUGAAGAUAACAGGAAAACCUGAUCAACACUAGGGGCCAUUAAUGGAAAAUUCUGAGAUUGUUAGCAGCCUUUAGAUAAGAACCUCCUUCAAUUACAUGCGCGUUUGUGUGUGAGUUUCCAUCGUUAAAGAUGAGGACCUCCUUGGACUGUCAGAAUCCCUUUUUUUCCUUUAAAGGGGUGAUUCUUCUUCUAGAGGAACCCUAAACGUGGAAUCAUCAUGCUUUAGUGCAACUUAAGAUCUAGAGAAAGAUCCCCUUUGCAUUUCACACAUUUACAUGCAAACGUAAAUGCAAGAGAGAGAAAAGGUAUCCUGAAGACAGACUGAUCCAGAGCUUCUGUGGUCCUCUCUCCCACUUACUCAUUGGUUCUGGUUGGGCAGAGUGGCAUGAGUGUGGGCAGGCCCCACCGUUACAGCAUUGUGUCAUCGUCGGAGGAGGAGGUGUAUCGCCACGGCAACAUGCCCGCCCUCGGCAAUGGCUUUGGCAAUGGCAAGAUCCAGACACGGAGGAAAGUGCGGAGCCGCUUCGUAAACAAGACAGGCCAGUGCAAUGUCAGUUUUGCACAUAUGGACGAGCAAUCCCAGCGUUACCUUGCAGACAUUUUUACCACAUGUGUGGACAUCCGCUGGCGCUGGAUGUUCAUCCUUUUCUCCCUUGCUUUUGUUCUUUCCUGGCUUGCGUUUGGUUUUGCCUUCUGGACCAUUGCUCUUAUCCACGGUGACUUAGACCGACCUUCUGGAGAUGACUUCACACCAUGUGUCAUGCAGGUCAACAGCUUUGUUGCGGCAUUUUUGUUCUCGGUUGAGACACAAACCACGAUUGGCUACGGGUUCCGUUGUGUGACUGAGGAGUGUCCACUAGCUGUGUUCAUGGUUGUCAUCCAGUCCAUUGUGGGCUGCAUUAUUGACUCCUUUAUGAUUGGUGCCAUCAUGGCCAAAAUGGCGCGACCUAAAAAACGGGCUGAGACAAUACUGUUCUCGCACAAUGCUGUCAUUGCUAUGCGUGAUGGGAAGUUGUGCUUAAUGUGGCGCGUUGGGAACUUGAGGAAAAGUCACAUCGUUGAGGCUCACGUGCGGGCGCAACUUAUAAAGCCCCGAAUAACAGAAGAAGGCGAAUACAUCCCACUCGACCAGAUUGACAUCAAUGUGGGCUACGACCAAGGUCUUGACCGCAUCUUCCUAGUUGCUCCCCUCACUAUCCUCCAUGAGAUAAAUGAGGAGAGUCCACUGUUUGGAAUCAGCAAGCAGGACCUGGAGACAGCUGAUUUUGAAAUCGUGGUCAUACUAGAAGGGAUGGUUGAGGCGACUGCAAUGACGGCUCAGGUGCGCAGCUCCUAUCUGGCCAGUGAGAUCUUAUGGGGCCAUCGCUUUGAGCCAGUGGUGUUUGAGGAAAAGAACCAGUAUAAGGUAGACUACUCGCACUUCCAUAAAACCUACGAGGUGCCCUCAACGCCACGCUGCAGUGGCAAAGACAUGGACGAGAGCAAGUCCCUUGGACGAGAGUCUGGCGCCAACUUCUGUUAUGAGAAUGAGUUGGCCUUCAUCAGCAGGGAUGAAGAGGAGCAAGAGGAGGAGAGGGGUGAGAGUGCGACUGAGCUAGAGACGCUUUCGGCCAAUCUGAACUUUGAUCAGAGGUCAUUUCACAAAGAAUCAGAAAUCUAACCUUGAUCGUCUCUUUGAGAACUUUGCUUUAUAGUAGUCUAAGCCUAUUCUUCUAGUGUUGGUUUUACUGGAUGGAUACAGAGCAAUGCAAGUGCCAUUCGAAACCCUGACCCACUGUCCUAGAGCCAUGCUGAAGAUGAGGGCAGGUCAGGAAAAGAAAGUGCGUUUUGAAGUUGUCAGAAAUGCAAGGCGUUCUUGUAGGAAAACUUGAAAUCUCAAAUAUCUAUUUCAUAAUGUAUUUUGAAGUGAUAGCUUUAAGCAGUAUCAUAAUGCAAUACUAAGCUAGCCUGGGUGCCAUAUUGACUAAAUCUCUUUCUUGUAAAGACAAUUUGCACAAGCUAGGUUGUUAACCACUAGUGUGUUUGCUUGAAUAUCGAGUAUAACAUGAUACAAUCUGUGUGUGAUCUGCAGCAAUAAAGUGACUUUUAUCCAUGUUCUCCAUA